Lasiodiplodia theobromae is the source of this 357-nucleotide messenger RNA. Its product is annotated as MFS transporter. The record is from RefSeq and is a predicted model, not a curated record. NCBI's taxonomy places the organism in Eukaryota, Fungi, Ascomycota, Dothideomycetes, Botryosphaeriales, Botryosphaeriaceae. The transcript has 2 exons. Bases 1 to 357 code for a protein of 118 amino acids.
AUGCCAAGCAACCGACGCUCCGUCAUACACUACAAGCCGCUCGUUCGCGCAGGAACCUCCAGCCGCACACCUUAUCCUACCACCCAGGUCUGUCGCAGAGCCGUCGCACAUGCCACCGUACAAGAUGAGUGCAGUGACUACCUCCCAGGAUCUCGCCCGACGCCCAGCAUGAGCAACGAAAACGAAAAGCCCAAGUCCCCCGCUGAAUCGGUCCACGAGAUGCCGGCCAACACCAAGAUCGCCAUCGGCGCCUGCGUCGGCGGUGCCUUCGCUCUGCUGCUCAUGCUGGCUUUCGCGAAGCCGUUCAUCAAACGCUGGCGCUGUCGCCGCCGCGGCGAGACGCAGCACAUCUACUGA